GGGAGUACAAUACAGAAUUGUGCGAUACUGUUCAAACAUGAAGAGUUAAUACAUUAUUUUAUAUUGUACAAUUUAUUCAAGUAAUUUAAGAAGUGUGUUAUUAUUUAAAAACGUAUUUUAUUUCUUUUUGAACCUUACCGAAUGUAUUAACGGUAAAAAAUAAAUAUGUUUUAUAACAAAGCAUUGAGAUUGGUAAGCAAAACCAUUCAAACCGUGUCACUUGGGCAAUUGUCCAUUCCAAAACCAACGGUUCGUACUUAUGCUGCUCUAGUAAGCCAAGAAUAUGUCGUUGAAGAUAAAGCAGGAGAAACAAAAUUUACUACCGAAAUAAUAAAAAAUGUAAAUGAAGCCGUUAAAAAGGCUAAUCGUUUAUUCGCUGUAGUACAUAUUUGUGGUAAACAGUUUAAAGUUACCGAUAAUGAUCUAGUGUUGAUAGAUGGUUAUUGGCCACCAAAUGUCGGCGAUCGUAUCAAACUCCAAAAAGUAUUACUUGCUGGAGGUGUGGAUUUUACGCUGAUCGGUACACCCACCUUAGACCCAGACUCGGUCAAUGUUACUGCUACAGUUGUCGACAAGGAUCUAUCACAUACCCGAACAAAUUUCAAACGUUUGAAGCGCAAGCAAUAUAUGAGAAUUAACUUUAUCCGAAAAGAAAUCACUAUUCUUCGAAUAAAUAGUGUAAAUAUAACACAAGCAAUUGGCGAUAGAAAGGACGUACAAUCGAUGGGCAGACGCUCAAUGUAAUGAGUUAAUAAGCAUUAGAGUCUGUUAACGAUUUAUAACUUGUAUUUAAAUGUAGUUUUCAUAUUAUUUAACUUGUUAAGUCUUAAUUAAUAAGUAUAAUAAAAUAUUAAUGUUUGUUAAA
Messenger RNA from Adelges cooleyi (spruce gall adelgid), 865 nucleotides. It is a transcript of the gene mRpL21, whose product is annotated as 39S ribosomal protein L21, mitochondrial. Gene Ontology annotation, molecular function: structural constituent of ribosome. Bases 166 to 744 code for a protein of 192 amino acids. The record is from RefSeq and is a predicted model, not a curated record. NCBI's taxonomy places the organism in Eukaryota, Metazoa, Arthropoda, Insecta, Hemiptera, Adelgidae. Gene Ontology annotation, cellular component: mitochondrial large ribosomal subunit; ribosome. The transcript has a single exon.